Molecule: messenger RNA, 3491 nt
Organism: Schizosaccharomyces cryophilus OY26
Lineage: Eukaryota; Fungi; Ascomycota; Schizosaccharomycetes; Schizosaccharomycetales; Schizosaccharomycetaceae
Product: FACT complex component Spt16
Exons: 1
Coding region: 286-3345 (1019 amino acids)
Biological process (GO): transcription elongation by RNA polymerase II; positive regulation of transcription elongation by RNA polymerase II
Cellular component (GO): FACT complex
Molecular function (GO): nucleosome binding
Source: RefSeq, a predicted model, not a curated record
CGGAAAAAAAAAUAUUUUUUUUGGUACCAAAAAUGAAAUUAGCCUGUUCUAAAAGUUGAAAAGUGAGCGCCGUCAGGAACGCGCUCUUUACAGCCCACCAAUACCAUAAACCUCACUUUUUCCCUUACAAGACGAAUUAAGCAGACAUACCAGGGGAUUUGUAAAAGUUAUUCAAUAAAAAAGAGGUUUCAUCUAUUUUUCCUGAAAAAGGGCCUCAGACACUUUUGUUGAGGGCAAAACUUCAAUUAGUAUUAAAGAGUGUAUAAAAAAACUGCAAGAUAAAUCAUGUCCGAAUACCAUAUUGAUGCAAACGUUUUUCACAAACGUUUAAAUUUGCUACUUUCUUCCUGGAAAGAGGCUUCAGACGCAAAUGAGCUUUUCCAAGGAUGUGAAAGUAUUUUAGUCGUUAUUGGUACAGCGGAUGUACCAAAUCCUUAUCAGAAGUCUGCUGCCAUGCAUACAUGGCUCCUUGGAUAUGAAUUUCCUUCCACGUUAAUGCUCGUAGAAAAAGAGCGAGUUACCUUUCUAACAUCCAAUACGAAAGCAAGCAUGCUUGCUCAAUUGUUAGAAACAGACAACAAAGCUAUUGAUGUUAAUAUAUUAAAACGCACAAAGGAUCCCGCAGAAAAUCGUGCGUUGUUCGAUGAAAUCAUAAAAUACCUUCGCGCUACUAACAAAAAAGUCGGUAUUUUCCCCAAAGACAUUAACCAAGGAAAAUUUGUGAAUGAAUGGAAUGAAGUUUUUGAACCUGUCAAAUCCGAGUUUGAAAUGGUUGAUGCUAGUAUGGGUCUAGCCAAGGCUUUGGCUGUAAAAGAUGAACUCGAAAUAUCAAAUGUCAAGGAUGCCUCAAGGGUCAGUGUUGCUUCAAUGACAAAAUAUUUUGCUGAUGAACUGUCUACAUACGUUGAUCGAGGUGUGAAAACCACGCAUUCAAAGUUUGCCGAGCGUGUUGAGCGUUUGAUUGACAAUGAAUCCUUUUUCCAAAAGAAAGACGUCCGUCUAGGUGAUAUUGACACAGAACAGCUUGAAUGGUGCUAUACUCCCAUCAUUCAAUCUGGUGGCCAAUAUGAUUUGAAACCUUCUGCUAUAACAGACGAUCGAAAUUUACAUGGUGAUGUUGUUCUUUGCUCUUUGGGUAUCCGAUACAAAUCUUACUGUUCUAACAUUGGGCGUACCUACUUGUUUGAUCCCAGUCCUGAACAACAGAAAAAUUACUCUUUCCUUGUAGCCUUACAAAGGAAAUUAAUUGAGUAUUGCCGAGACGGUACUGUGAUUAAAGAUAUAUAUACCAAAAUUUUGGGCUUCAUCAGAUCGAAACGACCCGAGUUGGAAAGUCACUUCGUAAAAAAUUUGGGUGCUGGUAUCGGUAUCGAAUUUCGUGAAUCUUCGUUGCUUGUAAAUGCCAAAAACACCCGUACCUUAAAAGCUGGUAUGACAAUGAACCUUAGUAUAGGUUUUGCCAACUUGGUUAAUCCUAGACCCAAAAAUUCUCACCCUAGAGAAUAUUCUCUUUUGUUAGUUGACACUAUUCAAGUAACUCGAGGUGAUCCAGUGGUCUUUACAGAUUCUCCGAAAGCUCAAGCAGAUAUCUCAUACUUUUUUGGAGAUGAAGCCGAUGAUAUAGAGGAUGGUGCGAAGCAACGCAAGCCAUCAACUCGUGGAACAGCAACUGUUUCCAGCCACAAAGGAAAAACUCGAAGUGAGACCAGAGAAGUGGAUGAUUCUGUUGAAAAGCGUCGUGCUGAACAUCAAAAGCAGUUGGCUGCUAGAAAGCAGGCUGAAGGUCUUCAAAGAUUUGCUGAAGGCUCUACACAUACCACUGGAGUUGAGAAGCCAACGGUCAAGCGCUACGAAUCUUAUAAACGUGAUUCUCAAAUGCCACAAGCCAUUGGUGAAUUACGCAUUUUAGUGGAUUAUAGAGCUCAAAGUAUUAUUUUACCUAUCUUUGGCCGUCCCGUUCCUUUCCACAUUUCUUCUUUAAAAAAUGCUAGUAAAAACGAUGAAGGAAGCUUUGUUUACCUACGCUUAAACUUUCUCAGCCCUGGUCAAAUAGGUGGUAAAAAAGAUGAACUUCCAUUUGAAGAUCCUAAUGCUCAGUUUAUUAGAAGCUUCACUUUCAGGAGCUCUGAUAGUUCCCGUAUGAAUCAGAUUUUCAAAGACAUUCAAGAUAUGAAGAAGGCAGCUACUAAGCGUGAAGCUGAAAGAAAAGAAUUCGCCGAUGUUGUCGAGCAAGAAAAUCUUAUUGAAAUUAAAAAUCGUCGUCCUAUUCAUCUUAAUGAUGUUUAUGUGCGCCCUGCACUUGAUGGUAAACGGUUACCGGGUUUCGUGGAAAUUCACCAGAAUGGUAUACGUUAUCAAUCUCCACUUCGAUCAGAUAGUCAUAUUGAUUUACUGUUUUCAAAUAUGAAACAUUUAUUCUUCCAACCUUGUGAAGGUGAAUUGAUAGUUUUGGUCCAUAUUCAUUUGAAGGCUCCUAUUAUGGUAGGAAAGCGGAAAACGCAGGAUGUGCAAUUCUACAGAGAGGUGUCUGAUAUUCAGUUUGACGAAACAGGAAACAAAAAGAGGAAGUAUAUGUAUGGUGACGAAGAUGAAAUUGAACAAGAGCAAGAAGAACGACGCCGUCGUGCCCAGUUAGACCGAGAGUUUAAGACUUUUGGUGAAAGAAUCGCCGAAGCAAGUGAUGGUCGCGUUGAACUUGAUAUUCCAUUCCGUGAGCUUGCCUUUAGCGGUGUACCAUUCAGAUCUAAUGUAUUGUUACAACCAACGACAGAUUGUUUGGUUCAAUUGACUGAUACCCCAUUUACAGUUGUUACCCUAUCAGAAAUUGAAAUUGCUCACCUGGAACGUGUACAGUUUGGUUUAAAGAACUUUGAUUUAGUAUUCAUUUUCCAAGAUUUCCAUCGGCCUCCUGUUCAUAUAAAUACAAUUCCAAUGGAACAAUUGGAUAAUACAAAGGAAUGGUUAGAUUCUUGCGAUAUUUGUUUCAGCGAGGGACCCCUAAACUUGAACUGGACUACAAUUAUGAAGACAGUGAACGAGGAUCCUGUCGCCUUUUUCCAAGAAGGUGGAUGGGGAUUCCUUGGUACAGGAAGUGAUGAUGAAGCAGAGAACAGUGAUGAAGAAGUCUCUGAAUAUGAAGGGUCUGAUGUUGAACCCGAAGAAGAAGAAUCGGAGGAAGGAUCAGAAGAAUACAGCGAAGCAGCUAGUGAUGAAGAUUUUAGCGGAAGUGAAGUCGAAGAAGAAGAGGAGAGUGGUGAAGACUGGGAUGAACUUGAACGAAAAGCUCUCCAGGAAGAUGCAAAGCGUGAACAGAAUGGUGAUCAUCCUAUUAAAAAGAGAAGAUAAAAUGGUUAUCUGAUAGAUUUGUUAAUGUUUAGGUAUGUGUCAAUAUAUUUCUAUAUAGUACAUUGUAAACAAUUUUAGAUUUACAAGCAAAACUGAUACAACCAACAAGUAUAAGAACUAAGUGAAUUCAUUGAUUUAUCCAAAAC